UGGAUAAUUUGGGAUGAAGGUUUAAUAGACAAGAACCUUAUAAAAGAAGUGUGUGGCGACUUUCUGUAGCUUUUCGCAAGUCUGCAGUCAGAUUUACUGUUGCUAUAUCUGAAUCAGAUAUUCCAAGCUCCAAAACAAAAUUUUUUCAGUUUUGAAAUUACGUUUAAGAUGCCUCGUCCUUUGUUUUACCGAAAUGGUUGCUGGGACCCUCUUCAGGAGAGAAACCUUUUCAACCAAAACACUGACCUCCCCUGUUUCCUUGAACCAGAUGAGGUUAGCUGGAUAGAUUCAGCCAGGAAAAGAUUAGGGACCUCGACCUGGCCAGGAUCUGUGCGUUUACCUCUCUUCAGCUCUUUGUGCAUGGAGAUUCCUCCUAAAUCAUGUAUUGGACCUGAGAGAUGGGUUUCUGAAUCUGUGUGUGUACAAAUGAAAGGACCGCAAAACUGGAAAGUCUGUCUAGAUGUCAGUCCAUUUUCUCCAAAGGAGAUAAGCAUCAAAACCAAGGAGGGGUAUUUGGAGAUAACAGGUAAUCAUGAGGAAAGGCAGGAAAAUCACAGAUUGAUCUCAAGAAGCUUUACAAGAAAAUACAAGCUUCCAGCUGACUUAGACGUAAAACUAAUCAGCUCCAUGCUGUCUCCAGAUGGUAUUCUCUCAGUUGAGGUCCCAUUACCUGGCUCUAAUAUCAGUCUCCCUGGAGAGAUUGUCAUCCCUGUUCACAUGAUGGACAAACAGUUCCCUGCAAAGUAAUGUAUAGAAGAGAAUGCAAGAGAAUAUUUAUCAUAUUUUGAAGCAUUACUAAAUGACAAAUGUUACCGUUCAGACAGUAAUAUGCUAAAUAGUUAAGCUCUGCUGUUACUUUGGUUUAAAUUAUGCCAUUAUGUAAUACAUAAUUUGUGCUUUAUAUGUUUAAUAAUUUGGUUGCACUUUAGAGUAUGUGCACUUACAUGCACUUACAGUGUACUUACCUAAGAAAGUACAGGUUAAUAUAAGGUAACUUCAUGGUUUAAGGUUAUUUUUUCAGGGGGUAGGUUCAGGGUUAGUACCUAGUAAUUACCCAGUUAUUGUAUUACUACAAGUGCAUAGUAUGUACAUGGGGAACAUGACUGUAAAAUAAAGUGCUACCAAGAAUUCUUCUAAGAUGAUCAAUCGAAACCAGUAAGUACUGACGGACUAAAGAGAGAUCAGAUUUUCCAGUUCACUCUUUUCAGGAUAGAAUAAAAAUGUUCGGGAAGGGCUUCAUACUGGGGCUGGUGUCAUGCCAAGAGAGACAGUUUUAAUAAAUGUGUAACAAUAAAACAAUACAAUCAUGUAAAUGUAUUUAACAAGA
This is a messenger RNA of Megalobrama amblycephala (Wuchang bream), 1327 nucleotides long. It is a transcript of the gene hspb15, whose product is annotated as heat shock protein, alpha-crystallin-related, b15. The record is from RefSeq and is a predicted model, not a curated record. The coding region runs from base 169 to 747 and encodes 192 amino acids. The transcript is spliced from 3 exons. Gene Ontology annotation, biological process: protein refolding; response to heat. Gene Ontology annotation, molecular function: protein folding chaperone. Lineage: Eukaryota; Metazoa; Chordata; Actinopteri; Cypriniformes; Xenocyprididae.